Molecule: messenger RNA, 1354 nt
Organism: Gastrolobium bilobum
Lineage: Eukaryota; Viridiplantae; Streptophyta; Magnoliopsida; Fabales; Fabaceae
Product: disease resistance protein RPV1-like
Exons: 3
Coding region: 20-1072 (350 amino acids)
Biological process (GO): signal transduction
Source: RefSeq, a predicted model, not a curated record
UCCUUCUAUUCUAAAUUUGAUGAUGGCGAAAGAAGGGGCCAUUGCCAUCCACGAACCCAACUACCGCUACGAUGUUUUUCUCAGUUUUAGGGGCUCAGAUACCCGCCGCACCUUCACUGGUAAUCUCUAUAAUGCUUUGCGCCUCAAGAGAUUCAAGACCUUCAUGGAUGAGGGUGGAUUGAAGAGUGGCGACCCAAUCGCAUCCUCUAUUCUCGAAGCAGUCGAAGACUCAAGGAUUUCCAUUGUUGUUCUUUCCAAGUACUAUGCAUAUUCCUCGUGGUGUCUUGAGGAACUAGUCAAGAUCCUUGACUGUAAGAAGGAGAAGAACCAACUGGUUUUGCCAAUCUUCUACGAUGUGGAUCCCUCCGAUGUAAGGCGUCAGAGAGGUGCGUAUGGAGAAGCCAUGGCUCGACAUGAAGAUCGGUCCCGAAAGGACUCUGAGAAAGUACGGAGAUGGAGGUCAGCUUUGUCUGAAGUCAGCAACUUGUCUAGAUUCGAUAAUCGCCAGUAUGGCUACGAUUAUGAACUUAUCCAAAAGAUUGUGGAAGGAGUCACCCGAAGCUUGCCCCGCUACGAUGUUUUUCUCAGUUUUUGUGGAGAAGAUACCCGCUACUCCUUUACAGGUUUUCUCUAUGAUGCUUUGUGCCAGGAGGGAUUCAAUACCUUCAUGAAUGAUGAGCGAUUGAAGGAUGGGGACCAACUUUCAGAAUCUCUUAAUGCAAUUGAAAAAUCAAGGCUUUCAAUCAUUGUUUUUUCUCAAAAUUAUGCAUGUUCCUCCUUGCGUCUUGAUGAACUUGUCAUGAUCCUUGACUGUAUGAAGAUGAAAAACGGAUUGGUCUGGCCAAUCUUUUACAAAGUGGAACCCUCGGAUAUAAGGCACCAAAGAAAUAAUUAUGGCAAAGCCAUGGAAACACAUGAAAAUAGGAUCGGAAAGGAUUCCAAGAAGGUGCAGGAAUGGAGGCUAGCUUUGUCUCAAGUUGCCAACUUGAAAGGAUGGCACUUGAAAUUCGGGUACGAAUAUGAACUUGUCAAAAAAAUUGUGGAUAUUGCCAUUAAAAUUUCAAAUGGCUAGUACAUACCAAGUCCUCGUCGAUGUGAGAACUGAUAAAUUCAACAGGCGGUCGCCGGUUCAGAAAUGGGAAGAUGUUUUAGACGCGUGUCAUGUACUUAGGAUAAUAGCAGAUGGCCAUUAGCUAUUUAGCUAGAGGCUUGAAAUACUCGAAGUCGCAACACAUUCUCAGAAGGAUCCCUCUAGUCAUUUCCGCUUUCAUUUAGCAAUUUUACCAAUUUACUUCAAGAUUAACUCAGAUUCUUCAUCUUUAUUUAUUUUAUUUUGCCCUUACUCCCUAUUUUU